Molecule: messenger RNA, 4324 nt
Organism: Morone saxatilis (striped sea-bass)
Lineage: Eukaryota; Metazoa; Chordata; Actinopteri; Moronidae
Gene: spag1b
Product: sperm associated antigen 1b
Exons: 19
Coding region: 38-2875 (945 amino acids)
Cellular component (GO): cytosol; mitochondrion
Molecular function (GO): heat shock protein binding
Source: RefSeq, a predicted model, not a curated record
GCUUUGCAGAUGAGAGUUGUGCCAAACAGCAGCAGGCAUGAGUGCAGAUGCAGUUUUCCCUCUUCUGAACCAGUCCACCACCGUUGACUAUAGCGGGAAGGUCCCCGUGGAGCACCUGGACUAUGAUUACAUUGAAAAAUGCACAAAUGUAAAAUACCUGGAGAAGAUCUUGAGAGUACUGAGGUCUGGUGACGAGGGCAUUUAUCCUCAUCUGAUCAAGUUCUGUGAGAGUCACUUGGAGAAACUGGACCCUGGGAGCCGAGCUCUCAGGAAGGAAAACCCUGUGGCCACAGCAGCAAGCCUCCCUAAAGAUGAGUGGAGCCAAAUUGUUGAUGAGUUGAAGACGUGGCAAGAAGAAACCGAAAAGACUGAGACUUCACUAAAACAGCAGUCAGUGUUUGAUGGUGUAGUGAAAGAAAAUGUGCCACCUAUAAGAGGUUCCAAUUGCUCCGUUCCACUUACUCAGACUUCAGUUCCAAAAGAAAAGAGGAAUUCUUCAAAACAUACUCUCCCACGUGAUUAUCGAGAAUGGGACAAGUUGGAUGUGGAAAAAGAAUGCGAAAGAAUCGACGUAAAUGUGGACAAAAAGGAUCCACCCGUCAUUAUAAACACAGGACCCCCGAACAUCAAGACUAAAGUGGAUGCUUCAUUGCUGACACAACAGGAGAAGCUCCUUCUGGCAAACCGGGAAAAGGACAAAGGCAAUGAAGCUUUCAGGGCAAACGAUUAUGAGGAGGCAGUUGCAUACUAUUGCAGGAGCCUUUCCAUUAUACCAACCGUUGCUGCGUACAACAACAGAGCCCAGGCAGAGAUCAACCUCAAGCACUGGCACAAUGCCAUGGGAGACUGCCAGAGGGUGCUCGAGCUGGAACCAGGCAAUAUGAAAGCCCUGCUCCGGCGUGCUACUGUUUAUCAUCACAUGGGCAACUUCCAAAUGGCUGCUGAAGACUUGAGGAUGGUGCUUAGGGAAGAGCCACAGAAUGCUGCAGCCACUAAACUUCUGUCUUCAACUGAGAAGAAGAUGAAGGAGCAUCCAGAGCAGCAACGCAAAGGCAAGAAAAUCCUCAUCCAAGAGGUAGAUGAGGAAGAUGACAACAGCUACAAUGACACGAAAGCAGAACAGGCUGCUUGUCCGGUUGAACCCAGCCAGCCUGUGGGAGGGGAGGAGUGCUCAGCUGCUCCUGCCGAAAGGGGAGACAUGGGUAACGCACAAAAAAAGCCCCACGGCAGAGGGGACGGGGGUCCACACAGUGAGUUCAACAACUCCCACCAUGGACACUGGAGGAGCAAAGGAGGCAGCUCUGACAAGUACAAAGUCACGCAGGAGUCCAAGGAAAAGGUAGCCAAUGGAACGAGCAAGAGGGGUUCGACAGCGUCAGUCCAGGCUGAUCAGAGCGGCGGCGGUAAAGGGACUUCGGCUGGAGGAAACGCAGGGGAAACUGUCAACCUUGAUGCCCCAUGUGGAGCCCUGCCCCCACCUCUGUCCCGACUAAAGAAUGAAGGAAACCUGCUGUUUAAAAACGGACAGUUUGCCGAUGCACUGGAGAAAUACUCACAAGCCAUUCAAGGCUACACAGAUUCAGGGAUUGAUAGUCCAGAGGAUCUAAGUAUUCUGUAUUCUAACAGAGCAGCUUGCUACCUGAAAGAUGGCAACAGUCAAGACUGCAUACAGGACUGCACGAGAGCCCUGGAGCUGCAGCCGUUCUCCCUCAAGCCCCUCCUGCGCCGGGCCAUGGCUUAUGAGUCUUUGGAGCGCUACCGUCAGGCCUACGUGGAUUACAAGACCGUCCUGCAGAUAGACAUCAGUGUGCAGGCAGCACACGACAGCGUCAACAGGAUCACCCGGCUGCUGAUCGAGCAGGACGGUACAGAGUGGAGGGAGAAACUUCCGGACAUUCCCCUGGUGCCGCUGUCAGCUCAGCAGCACCGCAGAGAGGAGCCACUCAGCGCAGAGGUCCUCCAGGCUCGGGCAGAGAAGGCGGCCAGGGAUGCAGAAAGGAAAGCAGAAGUCCGUUUUACAGCUUUGAAGCAAGAAGGGAACGAAUUUGUGAAGAAGGGCCAAUACCAGGAUGGACUUGGAAAGUACACUGAAUGCCUUAAGCUAAAGCCAGAAGAGUGUGCAAUCUACACCAACAGAGCCCUGUGCUACUUGAAGCUGGAGAGGUUUACUGAGGCCAAGCAGGACUGUGAUGCAGCACUGAAACUGGAGCCAACCAAUAAGAAGGCCUUUUACAGACGAGCAAUGGCCAAUAAAGGCCUCAAGGACUACCUGGCGUGCAGCUCUGACCUGCAGGAGGUACUGCAGCAGGAUCCCAACGUGCAGGAGGCUGAGAAGGAGCUGGAGGAGGUCACAGUGCUGCUCAGACAGAGUCUGUCCAACGCUUCACCAACCAAACCCAGAAAGACAGUCCCCAUCACAGAGGUCGAGGGUGACGAGGAAACGUCAGCCGUCCGUAACUCAGACAGCAGCUGCAGAGGAGAGGACGUCAGCAUCAACCUCCAGCCGACCGAUGCCUACGAGUUCGGCCAGGCCCUGAACGCAGCUCGCUGCAGCGGGAACGCAGCGGCCUGCGCUGACCUGCUGGCUUCCACAACCCCGGAGAGGCUUCCCCAGCUCCUCAGCACCCAGCUGGAUGGACACAACAUCAGCUUCAUCAUGCAGGCUCUGGACUCCCACCUCCUGGAGAAAGACCCCAACCUGGUCUACCAACACCUCAACCAUCUGCACACUGCCCAAAGGUUCUCGGUUGUCCUGAUGUUGCUGGAGAAGGAGGAGCGUCGCCACAUGACUCAGCUGUUUGAGCAUCUGUCGGCCGUGGAGAGCGCCGAGUUCACUAAGAACGAUGUUCAGAACCUGGCCAACAAAUACAUCUGAGCCUCCUGCCCCUGCUCUCUCUGCAUGAGCUGCUGCACCACUACAACUCUUGGAUCUAUGCAAAACACUGCACAAGGACUGAGUACACAAAGGCAGGAAGCUGCAGAACGUGCCCCGGAGCGAUGCAGUGGAACGGAGUCACAUUCACUCUACUGGUCCGUGCUGUAAAAUGAUCUGAUCACUGUAUGUUUGAGUGACGGUUUAAGGAAUAUAUUUUUCUCUCCAGAACAUUUUGCUAUGCAGAUUUACUUUUGUACCACCACUAACCAUUUGCAUUGUACAGCGGGCAGACAGGGGGACACUGUGGACCUUUUCUAGUGUAUUGAUAAAUAGGGUCCAAUGUACAAUGUUAUGUAAGGCUACAGGCAAGUGUUUUCCCUACAGGCAGUUGAGUUUGCUCAGGACAGGCUCAGCUGUUUCUGGUUCUUGAACCCGUUUGGUCUUUUGAUAUCAGUUAUUUGAUAAACGAGCUUCAGUCAGACACAGAAAUGAUAUUCAGUGCAUUCAGUGUAGCAUUGCUACCGAGCUAAUUAAAAUGUUUCUGAGUUUUGAGUCAUAUUAUGAUCAUCUGUACUGUAUUAUCUCUGUGGAAGAAAAGGGCCUGCGUGAUACCUUACUGCUGCUGUGUGCGGUAUGACGACAGUCUGCGUUGAACUGAUAUCUACUGACUAUGUUGUAGGAGAAAAUACCUUUGUAACCUUACAUGACUCAGACGCGCUGUUGUUUAUCCAGCUAUGCAAUUAGCAGAUCUGAGUUCUAACGUAAAAUCACUCUUAAAGGCUGGUUGGUGUUUGUGUCUUCUCCAUAAGGACAUGAAGUUGCUCAACCUGUUUGUUUACCAAAUUAGCCAGCGCACAGCUGCAUAUCCAUCUUCACAGCAGUUCAGCCAUGCAGAUGUGUACACAGUGGAGAGAAGCAGCAUCUUUACGAGAUGUGUGCCUUGGAUUUCAGACUAGGGGUCGACUUACAUUUUGGUGAGUGUGCAGAUACUCCUAAACAGAGAGAGUAUAUUUAUGUCAUUCAGUAGCUUUUAUCAAAAUGUUAAAUGGCUUGGAUUUAUGCAUCAUAAACCAUACAUAUACUCACUUAGCUACAUGCACGUAAUUGUUUAAAAUGUCACUUAUUUACUAAUUUAAAGACAUUCUGUCCUUGUUAAGUCAUUAACUACUGAAUAUUCCAGUCAUCCAAAAUUGAAGCCUGAAUCCAAACCAUUCUUUGUUUUAAAGUGUUUUAUCAAUUCUACAUGAAUGUACCAAAUUUAGUUCAGGGUGACGCAGGGCGAGAGGCAAUAAUUUCACAGCGUCUCUUCACUGUGGUUUUAACAUAUUUCAGUAGAGAUGUAUAAUAUUCACAGAGGGCUAUUCAAUAAACUGGAAAAUGUAAAGGUUUUCUUCUCUGUGCAAAGAUGAAAUGAAAUAGUUGAAUAAAAAUAAAAGUGGAAUACCCUAA